This is a messenger RNA of Danaus plexippus (monarch butterfly), 1181 nucleotides long. Its product is annotated as retinol dehydrogenase 11-like. The transcript has a single exon. The record is from RefSeq and is a predicted model, not a curated record. Lineage: Eukaryota; Metazoa; Arthropoda; Insecta; Lepidoptera; Nymphalidae. The coding region runs from base 138 to 1124 and encodes 328 amino acids.
CUAACAAAUCAAGUUUGCCUUGUAUUACAAACCAAUAAGAGUGAUUUCAUCACAAUAAGUAGAACGUAGGUCUCGAGUAAGGUUUAGUUUAAGUUAUAUAACAAAAUUAUUCUUUCGUUAGCCUCCUUAGGAUAAACAUGUCGCUAUUUAUUUUUAUUUUAGUUUUAACAGUGCUUAUUUUGGUUAUUAUAAAUAGAGCAGUGACUAGGAAACACAAUGCAAUAUGUACAUCAAAACUAAAAUUAAAGGAAAAAACAGCGGUCAUAACAGGUGGCACCGCAGGGAUCGGACAACAAAUAGCAUUGGACCUUGCUACAAGAGGUGCAAGAAUUAUAAUUGCCAGUCCCUUUGAAGAUGAAGGAAUUAAUGCACGCAAUGAAAUUAUCAGAAAAUCUGGAAAUGAGGAUGUUGUCUAUAAGUUCCUAGAUCUUGCUUCAUUACAAUCAAUUCGUAAAUUCGCAGCAGAUAUAAAUGAAUCGGAGCAACACCUACAUAUUUUGGUGAAUAACGCUGGCGUCGGCAUACCCGGAGAUUUUAAGACUGACGACGGAAUGAAUUUUAUUAUGCAAGUUAAUUAUUAUGGUCACUUCCUCCUAACACUCCUCCUUUUACCACUUUUGAAAAAAUCUGGGACAAAAUUAGAGGCGAGCAGAAUAAUAAAUAUGUCUUCAAUUACGCGUUUCAUUGCCAGUUUCGAUAUAGAUAAUUACAACAGAACUGGAUAUUGGAGUUUACUAAGAAUUUACUCCAACAGUAAACUAAGUUUAGUGUUGUUCUCCCAUGAACUAACAAAAAAACUUGUUGGCCAACAUGUGAUCGUAAAUUGCGCUGAUCCUGGCUUCGCAUCCACAAAAAUUUAUGAGAGUUAUAUUAAUUUUGUCGGUAAAAUUGUUAGAGUUCUUAUCAAUGUAAUAUGCAAGAACACAUGGGAAGGAGCUCAAACACCUAUUCAUAUGGCAGUGGAUCAAGAAGCUGGUAAAGUUAGUGGACAAAUUUUUAGUAACUGUAAAAUGAACUCGUCGUCUAUGUGGAACGAGGUUGAUAAACUGUCGGGAAUGUUGUGGAAACAAUCAGUGAAAUUAGUGUCAAUCGAUGAAAAAGAUAUAUCCAAAAUUCUCUCGUAACAUUUACAUUUAAGUUUAAAGGGCAGUGGUUUUGAUCUAAAUAAAUACGUGUGUUUU